AUGACAGAAGUGGGAAUGUGGGACAGAGAAAGAGAAAAACAACGGGGCAAGAAGAACCAAGAGGAAAAAUCGGCACUGCUGGCCCAGGAUCAGCCCUUGCCAACAGCCCCUCUGCAGGUCUCUGCUGGCUCCCGGGCAGGGACUCAAAGGCCGCAGGAAGGUGCCCCUGGAGAAGGCCCUGGAGAGCGCUGGGGCCAGGAGUGCCGCCAUGAGGGCAGCAAGCGGGGCCUGGCCUGUCCGUGCCUGCGGCAGGGCGCAGGGCGGGCGCUCGGGCCCUGCCAGCUGCAGCUGGGAGCUCUGCAGGGCGGCCGGCAGAGAGCCGUGGGCUCCCGCAGCUCUGCGGCCCUCACGGCUGAGGCAGCUGCCCAGACCAUGGAGCCCAUGGUAUUCCUUUUCAUGCUCUUGAAAAGCCUCAUCCAGUACCCACAGCACGUGGCUGACGCUUUGGAUGAGGAAACACGUCUGCGCAUGGAAGAGCGUGCAAAGCAUCUGGAAUGGGAGAGGAUUCAUCUGGAGCAGGAGGUGGAACAGCUCACCCAGGAGCAGCUGAAGCAGGUAGAGGAGGAUGAACAAGACAACCGUGGGGCAGAUGAAGAGGAAGCGGGCAAUGUUGCGGCUAACGACGAAGACAACGUUGGCAAUGAAGAUGUCAAUGAGGCUGCAGUUGCAGAAAACAACAACGAUGCUGCAAAUGAAGUCCAAGAAGAAGAAGAGGAUGAUUUUGAUGAUUUCCUUGGAGAAGUUGUAAUGGAGCGCAUCCAGUGGCCUGUACAGGACCUGCAGAGAGGCUGUGAGUGGAUAACUGACCUCAUGGAUAAUUAUACCAUGUACUUUGGCCAUGUUUUGGCCAACAGUUUCUACCCGGUCCUGCAACGAGCCAUCGGGGUGGGCAGUGCCUUUGAAGGCUGGAGUCCCCGUGAGCAGGAUGUCGUCUACAGCGUGCUCAUCCCCAUGACUCCUCCCCGGGGCCACAGCUUCCACCUGGAGCUGGACAGUGAAGAGCAGAGGCACGUCAGGAACUUCCGUGUCCGCGUGCAGCUGGAGUGCACCUGCAGCAGGGAGCAGCAGGCUGAGGACAUGCUGUGCUUCCUGCACCACCCCGAGGAGGAGCUGAGCAGCAAUCAGGAUCCCAGCCUCCUAGACACCCUGUGCACCGGCUCCUACCUCGACGUGCAGAAAACUGCCCGCUGGUUUUACCAGCUGGUGAGAGCAGUCUGGCCAGCUCUGCCUCAGUCACACAACUGGCAUUUAAGGCUGAUGCCCUCCACACGCUCCUGCCAAUUCAAGGUGUCCUACGGGCAGGAAAGCUUCAGGAUUGAGCUGUUCUUCGGCGUGCGGAGAGGUGACUCAGCCAUCUUUGUGUGCAGCCAGCCUAGAGAGGCCUACACAGCAAGCACAACCUGGCCCGAGUCCUACGCUGUGGCAGAGGUUGAGUUCUUCAAGCACAUUGCCAGGCAGGCCCCCCCUGACAGCCUGCACCUCAAAUGCCUGCAGUUCUUCACCCGUCUUCCUCUGGGCUUCAGCUUUUCCACCUACACCAUGAAGACCAUUGUCAUGCACCUGCUCAACAUCACACCCGUCUCAGAGUGGCGCAGGAGAGAUCUCGUGGUACGACUGCUGGAUAUCAUCAACAGCCUGCACUUAUGUCUGCGAGCAAAAUGCCUCCACCACUUCAUUGUGGGCAACCAGAGGCUUCCUCAGGACAUCAACUUACCCGCAGAUGUCCAAAGAGCUGAGCCAUACAAUCUCCUCCAGCACCUGGCCCAGCAACCGGCUGCCCACGCCCAUGCUCUCUAUGAGUACCACAUUCUCUACAAGUGGUUCAGAAGAAUCCUUCUUGCUGAGGAUUUACCGGAUGAAGGGGAAGAGUUAUGGCUCUGA
This is a messenger RNA of Passer domesticus (house sparrow), 1881 nucleotides long. RefSeq names its product inositol 1,4,5-trisphosphate receptor-interacting protein-like 1. Gene Ontology annotation, cellular component: membrane. Bases 1 to 1881 code for a protein of 626 amino acids. Lineage: Eukaryota; Metazoa; Chordata; Aves; Passeriformes; Passeridae. The transcript has 4 exons. The record is from RefSeq and is a predicted model, not a curated record.